Molecule: messenger RNA, 2132 nt
Organism: Bacillus rossius redtenbacheri
Lineage: Eukaryota; Metazoa; Arthropoda; Insecta; Phasmatodea; Bacillidae
Product: RISC-loading complex subunit tarbp2-like
Exons: 7
Coding region: 648-1676 (342 amino acids)
Biological process (GO): regulation of regulatory ncRNA processing; siRNA processing
Cellular component (GO): nucleus; RISC complex; RISC-loading complex
Molecular function (GO): double-stranded RNA binding; siRNA binding
Source: RefSeq, a predicted model, not a curated record
ACAUUAAAAAAUACUGUAAAAUCAUUUUAUGGUUGCUUAGCAAAUAACUUUUUAAUAUGUAGCUAUACAGGGCUAGGAAACCAUUUACAUGAUUUCACAGUAUCUUUAAUGUAGCUAUCCUAACCAAAUCAACCAUCCACGAUGUUUUAAAGUAUUUAUAAUGUAGCUAACCUAACCUUUUACAAUGAACAAAAAAAACCUUAGCUGCACGAUCGGGAGUUUGGCUCUCUCGUCUGUGAAAAUAAGGCUACCCAAAAAAGCUAUUUAGCUUUCUAUAGGGGAACUGUUGCCAGAGUGCAUAGACAAGUAACGUGAAGUGAAACAGAAUAUUUAUGGUAGAAAAAUUGCUGAAACAAAAAUGAUAAAUUUGUGUUCCAUAGCCUUAAAACAAUUUUUUUAUUUAUAUUUCUUUGCUCUGUGAUUUUGUUUAAAAAAUAUUUUUUUUAUUUUAUGUUAUAAUUUUAAUUAGUUUUAGAUGGUUGGUUGCAUUUAUGUGUUAUUUUGUUACGUAUAUAUUGUAUACGUACUACAUGGAUGCGUACUACGUAGUGUCUCUGCGUGUGAUAGAACUUGAGUGUCGGCAAUGAUUACUUCGUGAAUUUUCGUCAUGUGUUGCUAGAGCUAGCUGCUAGUGAAUACGCUGCACUAUGAGCAAGACACCAGUAUCCAUGCUGCAGGAGCAUUUCAUGCGACAAGGCUCGAUGCCACUGUACAAGCUGAUCUUCGACCAAGGAGGGACGCACAAGAACUUGUUCAAGUAUCAAGUCAGUGUUGGAGAACUUUCAGCUGUCGGCAGUGGCAGUUCCAAGAAGGAAGCCAAGCAUGAUGCCGCUCGUACACUUCUGGAACGUCUCCACAUAUCCAUGGAAGCGACAUACCAUCCAGCCAAGAAGGUUAUCAGAGAGGUCCGAGAAGACAAUAAUGCUGCUUCACUGAAUGAAAGUUUUACUUCGGAAGGAGAAGACAUUGCUGAGUUCACCUCGCCGGCCAUGAACAGCAUUGGCAAGCUGAACGAUGCGCUCAGGUCAAAGUCCCUCCCUCAGGCUGAGUUCUCCGAGACGGGAGAGGAGGGUCCGCCUCAUGAAAAGUUAUUCACAAUAACUUGCACCGUAUCGAAGCAGAAAGAGUCAGCUACGGCAAGAACAAAGAAAUUGGCCAAACAUUUAGCUGCUGAAAAGAUGCUAGUCCGUUUGCUGAAAACAAUUCCUGAUGUGUUGACUCCUAAGCCAAAACCACCAGCGCAAGAAUCAACACCGUAUGAGCACCCACUAACAGACAUGGCUACUGCUGUGUACUGUGACUUGAAGGGAACCAAGAAGCCAUCCACAAACCCAGCUAUGAUAAAUGGCUACCAUCUUGCAUUCAUUGGUCAGCACUCGGAAACUCUGAAUAAGCUUGUGGAUGAUGUGAAGUAUAUCGAAACAAGCAGCACUGAAAAACUUGUGCAAAAGUUUGAAAAAAUUAUGGCUGAAUUGGAUAUGACAUACACGUUUGAGAACAACCCCUUCAUAAGACAGCUUAUACCAAUGGAAGGUAAAAUUUUUAUUGCUUUAAGAAUGAGAGGCAGCCAUGAAGACACUGUCAUAGGUUUUGGCCUGACUGAAAAUGAAGCAAAAAGAAAUGCAUUACAUCAGGCAUUUGAUUUCCUCAGAACCAUGGUGGUUGUUACUAUUUGAAAAAAUAAUGUACCAAGCCCAGAAGAAAUUCUUAUGUAUUGCCAAGAUAUAUAUAUAUAUAUAUAUAUAUAUAUAUAUAUAUUAUACAUGGUACUAUAAGUGCACAUGUAGUUUUAAGACUUAAAUUUUAUUUUUAAAUAAUUUGAUAUCUUCCUUUAAAAUGUUUCAGUUGCUAUAAAGUUAAUAUAUGAUGCAAUAUCUGUGGAAAUGUUAGUUGAGCUCAGUGAAAAUUGUGCAGUACUAGUAGUUUCAUUAUUUUAUUUUAUUGUUUUUAGCAGCAUGUCCCAAAUUGUUUAUCAUUCUAACCAUAAAUAAUUGAUAAUAUUGACAGCACAGUAUGUGUAGUGUUAUGCUUUUUACAUAUUGGCAUGUCAAUUUUUCAAUUUUAUAAUUGUUUUUGUAUUUAUGUAUAUAAUAUAUAUGUAAUUACCAGAGUAAAUGUGAUUAUUUGUCGUG